CUUCGACAAGCGCGGGGAGAGGGGAAACCUCCGCGCGCGAGAGAAGCGGUGCACAAAGUCUCGGCUGGGCCGCGCGGUGCUUGAGACGGGCCCGGGCUCUGGCUCUCGCUCCCCUCCCACGCCUCGGUUCCAUGGCGCGUCCUCCAAAUUGGCGGGGAGAUGGGGGGGGCGAGAAAGGCAAGGAGGAAAUGGUGUAGCUAGUAUGCGGGAGUGAUCGCCCGCCGCGCGCUGGUCGGUGGCUGCAGCUUGUGAGCACUUCUCCGUGAUCUCUUUUAUUUUAAACUUCUCACAAAGAAAUCUUGAAGAUACUGACUCAGGAGGAUUUUACUACCUGUCCGGAUGUCACCAGCAUUUCCUAUGUUAACAGUUCUGAGUAUGUUUUACUAUAUUUGCCUUCGGCGCCGAGCCAGGACAGCUACAAGGGGAGAAUUGAUGAACAAUCGGAGAGCCAUUGAGUCAAAUAGAUCCCUACCUAUCAAUGUUGAAUUGGUCCAGUAUGCCAAAGAAGUGUUGGACUUCAGCUCCCAUUAUGGCAGUGAAAACAGCAUGUCGUACACCAUGUGGAAUUUGGCUGGAACUCCUAAUGUCUAUCCUAGCUCAGGUGACUUUACACAAACCGCUGUGUUUAGGACCUAUGGAAAAUGGUGGGAUAUGUGCCCUAGCGCACGAAUACCAUUUACGAGGAUCCCACCCAGUUUCCAAAGUCAGGAAUAUGUAGAACUUGCGUUUGAGGAACAAGUGUAUCCGACAGCCAUACAUAUUUUGGAAACGUAUCAUCCUGGUGCUGUGGUUAGGAUUUUGGCGUGUUCUGCAAGUCCUUAUUCACAAAAUCAGCCCAGUGAAGUAAGGUGGGAAAUCCUUUGGUCAGAGCUACCUUCCAAGGUGAUUUUGUCUCAGGCACGUCAAUUUACACCUAGUAUCAAACAAAUAAAUUUUCCUACAAAUUUAAUCCGUUUGGAAAUAAACAGUUCCCUUCUGGAUUAUUAUACCGAGUUGGAUGCUGUAGUACUACAUGGUUUAAGAGAAAGACCUUUGCAUUUACUCAGUACUCCAAUUAUUGAUAUGAAUGAUCUAGAUGACGAUGAAGAAGGGGAGAGAGAAAGUUACAGCAGCGUGGACAGUCUCAACAAGCAGUUUAGCACUGCUGCCUUCAAAGACUGGACAACUAAUGGAUACUUUGAUAAAUUGCCUUAUGAGCUCAUCCAGUUGAUUUUGAGUCACCUUACAGUUCCGGAUCUAUGUAGACUCUCACAGACAUGUAAGCUACUAUAUCAACAUUGUUGUGAUCCACUACAAUAUAUUCAUCUCAGUUUGCAACCAUAUUGGGCAAGGAUUAAUGACACAGCUUUAGAAUAUCUGCAGUCUCGUUGUAUCCUGGUCCAGUGGCUUAAUUUAUCUUGGACUGGGAACAGAGGAACCAUUUCAUUUUCUGCCUUUAGCAGGUUCCUGAAAGUUUGUGGUUCAGAACUAGUACGCCUGGAAUUGUCUUGUGGCCAUUUCCUCAAUGAGGCUUGUUUGGAAGUUAUUGCUGACACAUGUUUAAAUUUGCAGGAAUUAAAUCUCUCCUCCUGUGAUAAAAUUCCACCUCAGGCUUUCAACCACAUUGCCAAAUUGUGCAACCUUACACGUUUAAUUCUUUAUCGAACAAAAAUAGAGCAAACGGCACUGCUCAGCAUUCUGAACUUCUGUUCAGAACUUCAGCACCUCAGCCUGGGAAGCUGUGUAAGGAUUGAGGACUAUGACACAAUAGCUAGUAUGAUGGGAGCCAAAUGUAAAAAACUUCGAACAUUGGAUUUAUGGCGAUGUAAAAACAUUUCUGAAAAUGGAUUAGCAGAGCUGGCUGCUGGCUGUUCACUGUUGGAGGAGCUUGAUCUUGGCUGGUGCCCGACUCUUCAGAGCAGUACGGGAUGUUUUGCAAAACUUGCCCGAAAACUACCAAAUUUGCAAAAGCUUUUUCUGACAGCUAACCGAUCUGUGUGUGAUUCGGACAUUGAAGAACUUGCUGCAAAUUGUACAAAUCUUCGGCAGCUUGAUAUUUUAGGGACAAGAAUGGUAAGCCCGGCUUCUUUAAGGAAAUUGCUGGAGUCUUGUAAAGAAUUGUCCUUACUUGAUGUGUCCUUCUGUUCACAAAUUGAUCACCGAAUUGUCCUAGAACUGAAUGCCAGCUUCCCUAAUGUGCUCAUCAAGAAGAGCUUCACUCAGUGACUCAAUUCAUAUGUUGCCAUAUAGAACUGAUCUGAUGAUUCUGCUUCCUGGGAAUUUGUAAUGAUUUUUUUUCAAAGAGAAAAUAUAUAUAUUUUUGUGAGGCAUGGGGGGAAAGGUUAAUUCUUAAUAUGAAAGUAAAAUAUGAAAGAUUUAAAUAAUGGCCAACUAUUUAUUCCUGAUACAAUACUUGUCAAAUGAUUAUUGUUGAAAGCAUCUUGUAAAUGUUAGAAGAUAUACACUUAAAUGUUCAUUAAGCAUUUAAUCUUACUAGGAUAUUACUGUUAAAAUAAUACAUUUGAGAAGUGGAAAAUGAAGUCAUUUUAAGUUCUGAUGUUCACUUUUAAGAUAUAAAUAUUGGAAGAACUUAGAACCUUAAUGUCUUGAAGUAUGAAACCUAUUUUAUUCAAAUAGUUUCAUCAAUCGAUUUAGACUGAGAGCCUUGACAUUUCUAAUAAAUGCAAUAUAAUGAGUUUGUAGAGAUUCUCAGUCAUCCAGGUCAUAGUUGUCCCAAAGGUGCUUUUUCAGGAGGUCACUGAGAUCAUUUUCUUGUUUUUUCUUUUGAAGAUGUUUCAUUUCUCAUCCAAGAAGCUUCUUCAGCUCUGACAGGAUAGUGGGGAAUGGAAGGAUUAAUAUUCUUUGCAGACAGCUGUUCAUUUGCAUCUCUUAGAGCAGUGAUGGCUAACCUUUUUCUUUUUGGGUGCCAAAAGCGUGCGUGUAUAUGCGUGACAGUGCGCAUGAGUGCCGGCACCCAUAAUGCAAUGCACACAUCUCAGGCAUGUGAGAGACCUCCCCACUCCUCCCGCGCAUGCGCAUGCGACUCCCUUCCCCCCACGCAUGCACGUGAGAGGUGGGAUUCAAAAAUUUUAGCAACCUGCAUCAUGGGCCCAUUUCCGGACUUCCGUAACUUCCGGGAGGCCCAUUUUUCACCCUCCCCUGGCUUCGGAGGCUUAAUUCGAGCCUCUGGGAGGGCAAAAACAACCUCCCUGAGCUCCGGAGGCCCUUUCAGAGGCCGGAAACUGGCCCAUUUCUGCUCUCCCGGAACAUGCAUGCCACUCCCCCUGCCGCUUCCCCUGCCCCCCACACAUGCACCCCCCUGCAUAUCCCGAAAAUCAGCUGGCAGGCAGGAGGCGCGUGCACAUGCACAGUGGACAUGAGCUGGCUGAUGGCUUGCGUGCCCACAGAGAGGGCUCUGCGUGCCAGCUGUGGCACUCGUGCCAUAGGUUCGCCAUCACGGUCUUAGAGGGUCAUUGAAGCACUUGGAGGUUUAUCUGUGUCUCUGGGUCACUUGAGUAGUGCUCCUGGUUCCUGUAGUCUGCAAUUUUUCCUCUGGAAAUCCAUUCCUACUCACACACCAUUCAAAGGGUGUUCAUCCCAAAUCGUAUGGCUAAAAUAACCUGGAUGACUGAGAAUCUCUGUAGACUUUUGCCCCCUGAAAAAAAGCACCUUUGGGAUAAUAUAAUGAGUUGUUUACCUUAGAAUUUAUUUACCAUUUAAUGUUUUAUUUAUAUAUUUAUUUUUAAGGGGCUAUUUUACUAGCCUGAAGGAACAGCCCACUAAAGUUCCCUGACAGUCUCUGAUGGAGCUGAGAAUUUCUCCACCAAUUUUAUUUGGGGAGUUCCGAUCCUUUCUUUUCUGCUGUCAUAUUAUCAGUCAUGAAAAAAGGGGGGAGAUGAGCAUGCUACCUUUUGGAGUGUUUUCCAUUUGCCUCGCUUUGCUCACUUGUUAGAAUUCCAAAACAAGUUGUAGCAUUAAGGGAUCUCAUUAUUUUGGGACCUUAGCAAAUAUGUUUAGAAUUGAGAAUUUAGAACUGCAUCCAUGUGAUAAGAAUUACCAACUUUAAUCAAACGAAUCAUUAUGGGAGUGGAAAUGAUUAUCCAGUUGAUUAGGGGGGUCUGAAAACAAAUUCAAAUCAUUAACUUUACUAAUACAGCAAUUUGCUUAGAGCUACUUUCUACACAUACAGUUUAAUAUCCGAAUUAUAAAAGACUUCACAUCUUUUUAAAAAUUUUCUGUCGGUCAAAUACUAACAGUAUUCAUAUAAUGAUAAUUAUUUGAGCUUUGUCUAAAAUAACAGAUAUUUGAAUUAUAUGUAAUUGUGUCCAUUUUCUGAACAACUUACUGUCAGGUUUCCAAGUGAUGAAACCCAUUCAAAAAGAAAUAGAGAGCUAAAUAAAAUCGCUACACAUAUGUCAAGUUCGGGCUCGACAGUUACAUUUCUAGCAGGCUGGGCUAGAAUUUCCUUGCUCUCCAAAUUUCUCCAUAUGUUUGGAAGAUUCGCAUGGACUAUUUGUGGAUUUCGGGAGAAAAGAGGGGAAGCCAACUUGAUCCAUGUUAUUCAUUUGUGUAACACUAGAUGUUGUGUUUUAACUUUUUAUCAGUAGUGCUAAUACUGAACUUUAUACUUCACUACUGAGGCAUAAAUGAGCUCUCUUAUAAUGCAUUCAAUAUUUUUAUUUUAAAAACAUGCAGGAAAUUGUAAUUUCUGUUUGUUCUAAUACAGAUUAUUAAAUCAGCUUUUGUAGAAGCAUUUCAGUCAUCUUUGGAUCCACUAUAGUUCAAAAACAUUAUUCUUGUAGUUUUCAUUUCCCCCCAGCUCAAUGAGGUCAGGCAGAAACAUUUGAAAAAUAGAAUCUGGCUUUUUGGCAGCAAUGGUUGUUUCUGAUCAGACCUAGAAAAUUAAGCAUUUGCUAGGUGUUGCCAACCUUCCUCACUGCUGUCACCUCUUUUCUCUCCUAUCUCAAGUUAAGUUUUGGCCAGUGAUGAUAGAAAAACUUGAGUGAGAAAGCUGCUAUUUUUCUAACUAAUCAUGAAACAAGCCAAGUAAAAUCACUAUUACAUUGUCAAUCUUAUUUUUGAAAUAUUUGUUUUCAUAUGAACUAUCAUGAUACUAUUGAUUUUAAAUUUUGUGUCAGAAUUUCUAGAUAGCUGUACCCUUUCAUUUCUCUGGUGCUUAAACCAGCAUACCUAUUUUUUUUUUGCAUUGUAUCUGCUCUCUACUGAUGCUAUUUCAUAGCCAAUAGUAAAAAAGGAAUAAAGAGUUCUCUUCUAAAUUCUUAAGAAAGAUGUUUCUGUGCUGAAUAUAGUAUUCUGUACUAUAAAUAUACUAAAUUUUAAAUUGAAUAAGGAGGAUUUCCUGAAUAAAAGGGAAUCCAAAGUAUUACUUUACUUGCCCCUUUUCAGGUUUUGUGAAUUUUUUUACAUCUUUAAAAUGAAUUUUACCAAGCAUAAGGUGGAGUCUGCAAACAGAAAAGGAAUCCAAGUGAAUAAUAGUAAUAAGGUUUAGUGCUUGUUUCAAUUAUUGGAUUAGUAAUCCAAUCUUUUCCACUUUAGAUUGAGUAACUACAUGUACCAUCUUUAGUUGCAACAAUUAAACUCUUGCUGUCAUUGGCAAGUUACUCUUGUAUUUUGUUUAUUUAUCAAAUUUAUAUACCACCCAUCUCACUGUCAAGUGACUCUUUGUAAGAAUUUUGAUCCAUUCUUUUAUGACAACUUACUUCAGGAUUUGAUGGUCUUCUAACAUAAAUUUCUAAAUUUGGGUCCUGUCACAUUGUUAUGUGGGGUUUAAGCCUGGAUUUUGAGCUGAGCAUUCAAAAAAAUUGAAUUUAUUCUUGAUGCUCUUGUAGACUAUCUCUUGUAGGCUAGCGUCUUAGUUUGAAGUAAUUAUAAUGCUAUAUAAUUCACUUUUGCUUCAGCUGAUGGUUAGAGGAUCUGAUAUACUAUUGUAGAAUUCUCUGCUACAAAGCAGAAUUUAUACUUUCUUCAGUGAUGGCAAGAUAUCUAGUUCCCCAACAAUGACACUAUCAUCUCCAUGCUUAAUGGCAUGUUGGUAUCUCAUUGUUUACACAUAAUAAUACCCAUAUAACCCCAAAGGUUAUAUUUUAUUAUAUAUUCUAUAUAAUAGGUCUAUUUUAAACUAAUAUUUCCUUGGAACAUUCUUCUAGACGUCUGGAAUUUACUUAGGUGCUUUUUAGCAAAUUUGAAAUAAUCUGUUUAAUAAAUUUGAGAGUACUUCCUUGUUAAUCAGCCAUGGCUCUUUUGCUAUUCUCAUUUGAAUCUCAUUUUUUUAUCCAAUAUUUUUCUGAUGCUGAAUUAUUAGCUUUGGUCAAAGUGAUAGGGACUGCAUAUCUUUGAAUAUUUUUCUAUGGUUCUUUGUAACAUUUUGCAUUGUUUUACAUUCUGCUAUUGGAAUGAUUUUGACAGGAUGGCUAUUCUUAGAAAAUGGUAAUACUUCAUCCCUACUUCUAAUUGGGUCUGGCUUGAUGUAGCCUGAGAAAUUUAGGAAUAGUUUUAUAGCCUUUUGCAGGCUGAUAGAAAUAAUUUCUUUACAGUGGUUUUCAUUUUUUUUUUUUAAUGUGGGCAUAAUGUGCAUUGAGGAUCUUUGUGGUAAAAACUCUAUUAUAAAGAGGGUAAAACCAGGGUUCAUGGCAAACUCUGAUUAUUUAAAAUACUUGCAACUGGCCUUAGUUAUUGAUCCCUUGAAUUAAAUCAAGUGAAGCAAUUUAGUCGUUUUCCCACUAUUGCUUUUUCCAUCCUAAAUUGGAUGCUUUGUUUUAAUCAAAUAAAGAAGUGUUUAAAUUUCCUAAUUUUUGUUCACUCAGCUCCCUUACUGUAUUAGAAGAACACAAAUAAAACUCUGAAAGCAUUUAGGGGUAAAGAUUUCUUAAAAAUGCAAAACGGGGAAAAUAUUUUAUACAGAACUGUAAAUUGUCACUUGAUCCUGAUUGUUUUUCUUGAAAAACCUCAGAAAACAUUCAGAAAACAAAACAUCUGUUUUACUUGAGUGUAUGUUUUCAGUUUUUUUUUCUCAUUCUGCAGAAGAUUCAAGAUCUGAAAAGAUGUGUUGAUCUUCAUUCUAUUUUGAGAGAUGCUGCCACACAGUAUCAUUCCAGUUUCAUUUAGUUAUUUUUUCUGUGAAUUGAAUAGGGGUUAGUGAAAUGGGAUUUUUUCCCUUGGAGGAUUAGGUAUAAGGGUACAUUACUGUGUUUAUUUGAGUUUGGACAAGUAUUACUGACCACUAAAACAUAUAAAGAGAUUGUUGGAACAUAUUUUCCAUGAUGGCAAUGAUUCUCACACUGUCCUGUUCAAUUUAAAAUUCUUCCAUAUAUCUGCUUAUUAGCCUAUGUGCUCCCAUAGAUAAAAUAAAGUGUGUAUGUGUUGAACUAUUGUUAAAAUGUUUAAAUCUUUCUAUUUUGCUGACAAAACUAAAUGUGCUAUUUUUGUUUUGCAUUUUGAAACAUAUUUUGAAAUAUGAAUUCAGGACAAUUACGUAUUAUAUUUAUACAUAUCUAUUAACAAGGAGAUUGCUUAUUUGGGUUAUGCAUAUUUACAAAUAUUAAUAUUUUAAAAUGAAGUAUUCUAUGUAGCUCAUGAUGAGCAUGUUUUAUUUUUAAACAAGCACAUGGAUAUAUGUAACUGUAAAAUAAUAUUAAGACUAUACUGAUUAAAAGUUGUGCCUUCCAUUUUUAUAA
Molecule: messenger RNA, 7673 nt
Organism: Pantherophis guttatus
Lineage: Eukaryota; Metazoa; Chordata; Lepidosauria; Squamata; Colubridae
Gene: FBXL4
Product: F-box and leucine rich repeat protein 4
Biological process (GO): SCF-dependent proteasomal ubiquitin-dependent protein catabolic process
Cellular component (GO): SCF ubiquitin ligase complex
Molecular function (GO): protein binding
Source: RefSeq, a predicted model, not a curated record